Messenger RNA from Sphaeramia orbicularis (orbiculate cardinalfish), 4864 nucleotides. It is a transcript of the gene ell, whose product is annotated as elongation factor RNA polymerase II. Gene Ontology annotation, molecular function: cis-regulatory region sequence-specific DNA binding. Gene Ontology annotation, biological process: snRNA transcription by RNA polymerase II; positive regulation of transcription elongation by RNA polymerase II; transcription elongation by RNA polymerase II. The transcript is spliced from 12 exons. Lineage: Eukaryota; Metazoa; Chordata; Actinopteri; Kurtiformes; Apogonidae. Bases 268 to 2196 code for a protein of 642 amino acids. The record is from RefSeq and is a predicted model, not a curated record. Gene Ontology annotation, cellular component: transcription elongation factor complex.
AAGACUUUGAUUCGCUUGAAUAGGCAGCAGUUAAAUGGGAGAAAGUAAAUAUAGUUUAAUUUCACACAAAAAAAAGAAUAGUGUUUUUUUUUUAUUUUUAGAUAUAUUUGGAUACAGUGUGUAUAGAGGUUAGUUAUUUCACUCAUGUGACUAUAUAACGGUUGAUUAUAGCUCCGUGGCCGGUUUUUGAAUAUUCAUUGAAAAGCAACGGGAGUUCUCGGUUUACGACGGAGUAAGUGCGUGCGUGCGCGUGGGAACGGUAGCAAGAUGGCGGCGCUGAAGGAGGAGCAGUGCUACGGACUGUCCUGUGGAAGAGUGAGCAACGGUAGUAAUGUCUCCGUCUUUCACGUUAAACUCACUGACAGCGCAUUGAGAGCGUUUGAAGGCUAUCAGAGCAGCAAGGUCCUGUCUUCACGACCAUUGAUCAGAUUUAAUGGAAACCAAGGGAAAAUUUCAAUACCACGGUCAGAAAAUUCUAGUGAACUGCAAACAUUUACUUUCUACCUGUCGAAUGUGGGCAGAGACAACCCCCAGGGCAGCUUUGACUGCAUCCAGCAGUACAUCACCAAUGAAGGGAGCAUUCAGCUGGAUUGUUUGGGUGGAAUCCAGGACAAGAUUACAGUAUGUGCCACAGACGACUCCUACCAGAAGGCCAGGGAAAGUAUGGCCCAGGUUGAGGAGGAGACUCGCAGUAGGAGUGCCAUUGUCAUCAAACCUGGGGGCAGAUACGUAGUAGGUAAGAAGGUUCAGAUCCGGAAACCGGCACCUGGCCUCUCAGAUAUUGCACCAUCACGGAGGACAUCUCGCCCCGUCAUCAUCUCAAGCAGUACACUAAAGAAGGGCACAACGCAGAACAGGCCACUUAGAGAACGUCUCAUUCACCUGCUGGCCCUGAAGCCUUACAAGAAGCCGGAGCUGAUCUUAAGAUUGCAGAAAGACGGCCUCUCACCAUUAGACAAGGACUCCCUGGACAGCCACCUGCAACAGGUAGCAAACCUGAACGGGAGAGACAACACCUUCACAUUGAAGGACUUUUUGUACAAGGAGAUUCAGAAGGACUGGCCAGGCUACACAGAAGGAGACCAGCAGCUUCUAAAGAGAAUCCUCUUUAGGAAGCAGUAUCAGGCCCAGAACAACACCGCCCCUCCUCCUGAGAGCCCACCCAAAGAGCUGGCCAGCAGCUCGCCAUCUCAGAAACGGCCUGCUACUGACUUCAUCGACCCUCUUGUCAACAAAAAGCCCAGAAUAUCACACCUAGCCAACAAGGCUGCAACAGCCCCAGUUAAUGGCAAGCUCAGCUCAUCCAACGGGAAAGGCGAGGUGGGUGGAGCCCCGUCAGGAAUGGCAGUUGCCGUAUCAGACAGUGGCAUGACGUCCAGCUCACAGCAGCUACCUGUGCUGGACAUCCCUCGCCCGUUUGAAGCACUUUCGGACGUCAGUAAUGACUCCAGCCAUAAUGGGCGUGAUUGUGACUCUCAAGAUACAGCGAUGUCUGAGAGACUCGGCCAAGCACUCUUCUUGGGAUCAGCAGGUCUGUCGGCGCCCACCAUCAUCACGUCUUCCCCUGGACACACAGGCCUGAACGUUACUAGGGACAAGAGUCCGUCAUCUUUCAACAACAAGUCAAGGAAGAAGUCCAAAAAGCAUAAAGACAAGGAGAAGACCAAAGACAGAGAGAGAGCAAAAGACAGGGAGCAAGAAAAGGAUAAGGAGAGGAAGAUUCAUGAACGUGUGCCUGAGCCGAAUAGAGCCUGUGAGAUAAACCCAGGAAACCUUAAAAGCAACAGUAUUCCACACAAAAGCACAGAUCUAAAUGGAAUGUGCAACAGUACCAGUAUUCCUUCAUCAUCACCUGAGAAGGCAGACUAUUUAUUGAAAUACACAGUGAUUGGCUCUCCAGAGCAGCGUCAGAGGUAUAAAAACGAUUUCAACGCUGAGUACACUGAGUACCGGGGUCUGCAUGCUCGGAUAGAGAGCAUCACUCGGCAGUUCACUGUGCUCGACAAUGAGCUGAAACAGCUCCAGCAAGGCACAGACAAAUACAAGACAAUCCACAAUCAAAUACUUCAAGAGUAUCAUAAAAUAAAAAAGACUAAUCCCAACUAUAGUCAAGAGAAGAACCGCUGUGAAUAUCUACACAACAAACUGGCACAUAUAAAGAGACUUAUUGCCGAGUAUGAUCAACAGCUACUAUGAAAGUAGUUAGGAAUUAUUUCCCUGUUAUCUCUGGAAACCAAGAAGAUAAAGGAAAAUUCUGGAUUCCGCUUGCUCUAAAAAUGUUCUCUUGAAAGAUGCCAUGAAGAGAGUAUAAUCUUCACCGGGUCCAAAGGCUCUGGUGAGGAAUAAGCAGGACACAUUAUCUUUUUCUCUCUUUCCUUUUUCUUUUUCGGAAUAUGGGUCUUUGCCCGGUGUGGCCAGAUCCUUCUGUUUAGUUACAAUGCAUCCAAAACAAAAAAGAUUCUGUGUGGCUUUGUUUUUCUCAACAGCCAACCCUGCUUAUAGUGCACAGAGGUGUAAAAGAUUUAAAACCUGGAUACCUCCACACUCUGGGAGAUAUCCAAAUAAUCUUUCCUGCUUUUGAAACUGGACAGAAGGAGACGCAGAGAUGAAAUCCACAGAUUGUGCGCCAAAUGCAACAAAUUUGUUUUGAGUUACAAAAAAUUAAGUGAAUGAUGCAUCAGUUAAACGAAUGGUUGUGAUGUUGAAUUUAUUUCUGUUUUUCUUUUUAUUUAUUUUACACUUAACUGAGGAAUGAGUCUGCUUUACACUCCUCAAUAUCAGUACUUAAAAAGCCGUGUCUCUUGUUUUCUGUCCUCACUUCUUGAAUGUUAGCCAGUAUUUUAUUCAGAAGCUGCCUUGCCCAUCUAAUUGUCAAUCUGUUGGCGUUAAUGUUUUUCUCUUAAAGAGAGACAAAUAUUACUGUUGAUUAAAUCAAAGCAAUGCUUCUACAUGCACACAGUCAGACGCAGGUUUGUGCGCUUGGCGUUUCUUUUCUAAAUUACGUGCAGAUGUCUUAAAAUGGGGACGUGUGGAAGUUUCCAGUCACUGUCAGUGACUUGAGGCAGAGCUUUGAACACAGUCCCCUUCACUCAGUCAUGAUGAGCUGCAGUGCUUGUUCAUUGCUCACAACAGUUACAGCAGUGGUCCUUGGUUGUGGUUCAUCAUUUUGUGCAAGUAGAACCAUGAUUCGUAUUGAGCUCUUAAUUUGUUGUCUUUCUGGUUUAUUUCAUGGUGGCGUUUGUAGCAAUAUCAUCUUGAUUCCAUUAUCUGAAAAAUCCAUUCACACGAUUGUUCUGUGCAAUUCAGAAGAUCCUUUUAAUCGAUGCAGAUCUGCACGCUUCUCUUCAUUUUCAGAAUUUUCCAAUCUGUAUUUUGAGUUGAACCACAGAUUUGAUAUUCUGAGUAAUCAUUGUUUCAGUUAUGGUAAAGCAAUUUUGUGUACAGUGUCUUUUUCCCGCUCAUCAAACCCCACAAUAGUCCAUCGAGACGACUGUUAAAAUGAAGCCAUCCUUGAUCACUUUGAGUCUGGUGGACGUCCUGCUCUCUAUGACCUCUCAGAGAAGGAAUGCCCGCCAGUUUUGCCUUUCUAAAUGUGAUGUCAGACAUUCGCAAGGACAGCCUGCAAAUUAUUUAUUAAUCGGCACUCCUCUCUGAGAAGCGUCUGAUCCGCUCAGUGUUUUCCGAAGACACUUUAGAAAUGCUGUAUCAGAACUUAACCGGAUGACCGAACAAGCGGGGCGAGUUUAGUCAGCAAAUGCAUUUCUUAUAUCAACCUUUUUUUAUGUGAAUAUGAAAAUCAGCACUUUUCCUCUCAAUCUUGCUGUUACCUGGGUUUUGUCCUAAUGAGACUUUUCUCUUUGUCCAUCGGAGUGCAUGCUUUAUAAAAUGUGUUACAAUGAACAAUCCUUGUAUCUUUACUUGAAAAAAAAAACUGCCCAAGGAUAUCAAGAUCCAUGCAAAGGCCUAGUCCAACUGAAUUAUUAUGUGAUCCAUUAGACAUGGCUUUGACCAGCAUGUAUACCAAAGUGUCUACUUAGUCAAAUGAAACACAAAGCUCUACCAAAUGUUGGCAAAGGAACAUAUCACAGUAUUCUCAACUUACUUUGUGAAUUCUAGUAUUAUGGUUUCUUUUACAAUCCUUUCUUCAGAGGAGUCCAAGGAGGUUCCUUUUGCAUCAGAUGGGAUUUGUACGGCUGGGCUCAAGUGUUUCAUUGUAAUGUCAGGUUUCAGAUAUUUACCACUAGCAAAAAUGCAAACACUACAUUCAGGCAAGUGCUCCGAGACCCUUCAUAACAAUGACAAAUGCUGAGUCUUGACUGAGGUUGCAUCCGUGACGCUGGGAAAAAAAUGCCUCAGUCCAGGCAGAUGAGGGCAGAUUUGGGGAAGAACAGCAGGUACAGCAUGAAAAGGCAAACGCUUUGUUGCCAGAAUCAACACUCAACAUUGCCCAAUACUGCAACUUUCAACAAGAAAGGCAUGUUACACCAUCCUUACUGUAUAUUUUCUGGAAAAAUCGGAUGUGAUUUCUAUAUUACACCUCUACUAUGGUCUAGCUCUAUUGUGAAUGAGUUCCGCAGUAAAGACAUUUUGCUCUGAUGGAAAGCAAACUGUUUGAAAGUAACUAAAUGCCAGCACAGGAGUACUGUUGUAAGAGUUGAUUGUGCCAAAAUGACCUGUUGUAUAGGUUUGUUUUUUUUUUCCUUUUCUUUUUUCUGAAUAUAUACAUGCUGCUGUAUAAGCAAAGAGGGCUUUGGAGAAGAGUCAUGAAAUGUUGGCGCUAAAACCCAAAGCACGCUUUUUGAGAACCAUAAGGGACUGGGACUGAAAUUGAUCUUUGUUUCAAUAAAAAUCUUUAAAAUCCUUA